AUGUCGAUGAUGUCGAUGGAUGAAAGAGGUGGAGAACAACAUCAUUUUGUGAGCCUCGAACAGAAGAUGUUUAAUACGGGACCGCAGGCGACGAAAGCAUUGCCGAUUGUGAGUCAUUUUUUGAGGGAGGGAAGGAAGGGUUUUGCAUGGGUUCAAAAUUUUGGAAGAAAAAUGUUCGCGAAUCUAGGCUUUUGAGUUGAAAAUCUCGUUUUUUUUUUCAAUUUCUGCGAUUUUUUUUUGAAUAUUUUGGAGAGCUUUUGAUCCGUGCCAUUUUUUCUCGAGAACUCUGAUAAAUUGAAUCUUUGCCACGUGUUUUUCGUGUAUAGAACUAACCAGGAAGGUUUCGAGCAAGUUCGUGAAUUCCAAAUUUUUUUCUGAAACAACAGACUGGUUGAAUAUUUAAGAACUGUAUUUUCAUGUUUUUUUUUAAAGUUCUCGGGGGAGCUCUGAAGUAUUUCGUUGAAUAGCUUCUUCGAAUGCAAAUUUGAGCUAUGCAUUUUUUCUUAUGACAAAAUCUCAUUGCAGUUCUGAAUUUCUUUGACAUCCAAACCAAACACCUCAGAAAUUCCCCAAUUUCUCCUGAAUUCACAACUUUACCACUUCAACUUUUCAACACAAAAUGUGUGUUUGUUUGAAAAGUCGUUGUUUGAAUAUAUGAACAUUUUUCGAAUGUCUUCAACUUUUUUUUCUUGUCGUCCGUUUUUGUCGUCUUCAUCUGCUUCGUUUUUUUUUUCGUGUCCCGUCCGUCUUAAUUUAAAAUGUCUUGUGUUGUAUGUGUGGAUGAAUGCUGAGGAGCGAAGAGAGCGAGGUCUCUCCUUUUGUCGUCGUCGUUUUUGUGCUUUGCCAAAAAUAUAUAUUAUGCACUACUUCUACUCGUCUUCUUCUUCCUAUCCUUUUUUGCCUCUUACUCGGACACAUUUAUACACUCACGCAUUUUCUUGUUGUUUUGCGGUCUUCUGCUUUUUUUUUGUUGUCGUCUCCUUCUGUUUGUUGUAUGGGAUCUGUGCUUGCUGUGUGUAUGUGUUCAUUUCUCAACUCGUUCGUUCGCCACCAAUACUUUUUACUCUCGCUGCUUCUUUUUUUUCAAGAAGGAAAGGAAGGCUAAACCAAUUUUUGUGUGGUUGUCGCCCUGAUCCAUUCUCUUUCAUUCAUAAAUCUCCUCUCCUCCCCCCUCCUCCCAUUUUUUUUUCGUCUCCUUGUCCAACAAUUUAUUAUAACUUUUCAUCUUUCCUUGUCAAGCUUUUUUGCAAAUAAGUGGUUUUUACUAGUUUAUUAUUAUGAGAUGUUGUAUGUUCAUACGGUUUUUCUCUCCUCUCUUCGUCAGAAAAAAUAGUGUCGAUUUGCUAUUUUUGUUUAUUUUCGUCUCUAUUGAUCGAUUACCAUAGUUAAUAGCGAAGAUAAAAGUGUAGAAUGAAUAGGAGGCGAAAAAAAGAAUGUGAGACAGGAGAAAAAAGGAAAGUGUGUAUAUUUAUGAGUGUGGUAACUUUUUAUUGUUUUUAUGAGUUGAUUCGUAUUGACGAAUAUUGAGAUGAGGAAAAUUUUUGUCUGAAUUCUAACAAAGAUCGGAGUUCGAACCCGUGACUCUUAGAUUGACAGCAGCCACCACUGAGCUCCUAUUCGUUGUCCAAAAUGUCGCAUUUCUGAUUUUCCGAAACUAUCGGAAUCUGAUAAUUGAGCUUUAUCCAGAUUUUUUUUUGAAAUUCACUUAGAUUUCCCGAAAACCGCUCCUCAUCCAUCAAUUUUUCUUCAAAGUCUCAAAAUCUAUAGAUUCACGAGGUUCAUUUUUUCGAUCCGAACAUGAAGAUGCAAAAAAAAUCAAAAUGUUUGUUCAUAUUUAAAAAAAAUUAUGGAAUGAGGCGUUAUAUUUACUUCCUGUUGGCUUUCAAACUAUAUACAUUCUCUAUUCAAAUAGGCUUCUUCAUUUUUUUUCGCCCCGUAAAAUUGAUUGGUAAUAAAUUGCGAAUCAAUGUCGUCCGUUGUUUGCAAUAUUCGUUUUUUUUGUGGUGUCGUCUUUUUCUCCUCGUGUUUUUUGUCUCCGUUUUCCUUCUUCUUCUUCUAGUACUCCUCACUCAUAAUGUGUGUCGUGUUCACUGAUUUCAUUCACUCGUAGCGGUUGGAAUAAAAAAAGAGUAGUUGUAGAUCGUUGCAAGGAAAAAGAAUGCGCCUCUAUCUAUCUCUCUAUCCCACAACAUAUUUUUUUUGAAUUCUCUGCGUCUCGCCGGGUUUUUUGCCUCUCGUAACACCGGCGACCUAUUCAACACUUGAACAUACACAUAUAUAUUUUGAUCGUCUUGGCGCUGCUGGUGCUGGUAAAAUGCAGUGCGACCUCUCUUUUCUUUCUUUUUUUAUACUGAUUCUUUUGGCUGUUUGUUCCUCGUUCUCGAAAAAUUUGUGUGAUUUUCGAAUUUCCUAUUAUUAUCAAUAGUGAAAGUUGGUUUCUGAAGAAGUACAUGAUAAUCAUUUUUUUCUCCUAUUAUCAGAAUUUUCGUACACAGUUCUAUUGAUUUUUUCGUACAAUGUACUUAAAAUGUUCGUUCUUGUUUCUCAGUUUUUGAUUAGAAUUCUAUUUUUUUCUCGAAAAAUAGCACACCCACUCUUUUCAUUUUUUUUCGUAUCAUACAAAAAGUCGGUCGAUUUUGCACUUUUAUUUCCAACACCUCUACCUACAUCUAGUUGUCAUUAUAUUACGAAAAAAAGACAACCAAAAAAACUGUUGAAUGUGAAGAAACUCGCAAAUUCUACUAUGCCAAAAAUACUAGGAAUGAAAAAAACAGGUUCUUGGGCUAUCUUCUCCCUGUCAUUCUUGUACAUUAUAAUUUAUUCAAACGCUAACCGUAUUAAAAAAUCGGAUCGAUAACUUUUUUUUUUUGAAAAAAAUUUCAUCUUGUUUCCACGUGGCCACGCUUUUGGUCUACGGCCAUUUUCGCGUUAUUUUUCGAAAUGGGUCCUGCCACGAAACCGUUUAUGCAGUUUUCCAAAGACAAGAUUUCUGUCAAAAAUAAAGCAUGUACCGUUAAACUGUGUACCGAUGGUUUUUGUUCACAUUUCAUAUUUUCCAAAAAUUAAUCCUCAAAGUUUUAUAAACGUUGAGGAGGUGUUUUUUAUUCAGUGUCGUCAAGGUAACAUGAUCCUGGUUGGUGUGGUGUUUUUUUUUCAUUUUUUGCUGCUCGUUCUUCUUCUCAUUCUGCUCAAUUAGUCGAGACCGACCGACGUUUUUUCUAUUUUUUGCCUUAUAUUAUUUUUUGUUGAGCGGCUCUCAAAAGUUUUUAAUAAAAAAAUAUGUGCCUAUCUGCGCGCUCUCAUCGGGUUGUGUGUAUAGAUAGAUAGAUUAUUUCGGUGUUGACAACAACAAGAAAAAACAACACACACACACAGAAAAAAAAUGGGAGGCAGCCGCUUAUUGGACUUUUCGGCUCUCCUUUUUUGCUUCUUCUUCUUCUCCUUCCAUUUUUUGUUGGCUUUAUUGAUUUGAAAUAGCAUCUUUUCAUUUUUUUCCCGCUUGCUUCUUCCAUGCCUGCUGACUUUUUGAACGUUUUUUUUUUGCUUUUUUCGAUGGAACGUGGUACCUUCAAUUUUGAAAAGUUCAUGAAUGAUUUAUUAUCACCUGAUUAAAUCGAUCGGGGAAUUUCGAACCUAAAGAUCAGUAUUACCAUAACUCAUUUAGAAAAAUCUUCUUAUUUUCUACAAUUAAUUCUAUCAGUUGGAUCUCUUGUUUUCUUCGACACGUUUGUUUUCGACCUCAACAUCAAAAAAGUUAUCGAUUGAUUGUGUGCCCUUUGUUGUUAUGUUGUGUUUUUAUUUUUUGCCCGUCGUCUACCUGGUCAUUUCUGACUAAUCCAUCCCGCCACACUUUUUUCCCCAUACCUACCUUUUUGGCGGUUGUUAUCUGAUUUUUCGUUGACAAAUAUCGAGGUGUAUAUGUGCAUCUUUUUUGCUUUCCUUCGAAAUGUGUCCAAAUUAACCAUGUGGUUAAUGUGUCCCGCCCAUUUUUAUUCACUAUUCACGUCUGCGUCUCUCCGAUUUGCACACUCUCUUUUAUUGUUUUACUCAUUGGCUCUUCACAUUCUUAUUUCAUUCAAUCUAACUAAUAAAAAUAUCUAUCUGUCUAUUUAUAAAUAUUGUUUAUAUGCAUAUAUUUAGAUUGAAAAAUUAUACCGAAAUAUUUUUUGGGUGUUCCGUUUUAGCUGACGUCACACAUUACUUCUAAUUUUUCUCUUCUCGUUUUGUGCUUCUUCUUCUUCUUUUCGCUCUUUCAUUCGUUCGUUCGGUUUUUUUAACACAUUGUGCGUUUUUUUGUGCCUUGGCCUCCUGUUUUUUGUUAGUUGGUUGUGGCUGGUUGAGAAAAAAAAAAAGAAAAAGGAGAAAAAAGAUAUUGAUUUUUCGCAAGGUUUUUAUUUGAAUUAUGUUUUUUUUUGUGGAUGCAAUGCAAAAAAAAGAGAAUGAAUGAGGAGCGAGAGAGGUCAUGUGAUUUCAGCCCCGACCCGAGGAGAAGGUAGUAUUGUUUUGUUGUUUCUCGGCAAUUUUCAAAGUUUUUUUCUCGCUGUUUUUUCGUAUUGAUUAGUUUUUUUCUAAUGAGAAGGUUUCGAAAUUUCAACUAUUAUUUGACAAACUAAUGAGUCAUAUUAAUCUUUCCGUUUUGGGAAUUCAGAAAAAAUUGAAAUCUAGAAUCUUCACUUUUAGAAAAUCCAACUUCAAUUUUUUAAGUUUAAAUUUUGGAGGAAAAAUUUUCUGAAAGUUCACUGUAAAUUAUUAUACACCACGAUUGAAAUAACAAUAGAUUUAUUAGCUACAUUUUAAAUAGAAAGAAAGAUAAAAAAACAAUAAAGUUGAGCUCUUUUAUAGCGAGCAUUGUGGGCGUUGUGUCAACAACAGUUUACAUUAAACUGUUAUUGAAUCUGACGUGUUGUAAUCGUACAAUUGGAUUCAAAUUGAGAAAGUUGAUAAAUUAUCAACAUUCCCGCCUCACAAAAUUGAAUAGUUGGUUGAGUUGAUCGAUUUGAUGUGGUUGAGUUGAGUGGAACCAAUACUAGUGAUCUGGUUUGCCACUUUGUUGAUGUACGACAGGUUCUGUGCUUGACCAUAUUGUCGUUUGAGGAUUUGUGAUAUUCGUUUCCUUUGAUAGGAAUACCACUCGAUGUGUUCGGCCAUAAAUCGUUUAUGUCCAGAUUGCCUACCCAAGUGUAGGACUUUGCAUUAUGUGCAGUUUUGUUGAGCUGCCACAUAUCAUGAAGUUGAUGUUGAGUCAACCCUCCCCACCACAAAGAGAGAAAUUGACAUUGUUUUACCUCAUCCAGAUUCGAAUUAUCUGAACUGAGGGAUCUUCUUCGUAGACCAAUAACUACAUAUCGAACUCGACUCGAAUCGUUUAGUGACGGCUUGCUUGGUUCAUUAUUGAGUGAAAUAUUGAAGCCUAAGUGUUCAAUCAUUUCCUUGUCUCCUCGAUAAUGACUUUUCACUCUCCAAUCUCGUUUUCAUUCGACGUUACUUCUACUCGUAGGUGUUUUUCGUCCUGCCACGCGGGUCUUCUUCUCGAAAUCGACCACCAAUUAGGUCGAUGCACCAUGUAAAUUAUUAUACACCACGAUUGAAAUAACAAUAGAUUUAUUAGCUACAUUUUAAAUAGAAAGAAAGAUAAAAAAACAAUAAAGUUGAGCUCUUUUAUAGCGAGCAUUGUGGGCGUUGUGUCAACAACAGUUUACAUUAAACUGUUAUUGAAUCUGACGUGUUGUAAUCGUACAAUUGGAUUCAAAUUGAGAAAGUUGAUAAAUUAUCAACAUUCACAAACUUGAUGAAAAACCACUUGGCGAUAUUUGUUAAAUUUAAAAUUUCGUGCCUUUAGUUUUCAAAUUCAAAUUUUUUGAAAACUUCGGCAGGUAUCUUUUUCGCCCAUCCCACUAAAUUGGAACUUUUUCAAAUACACGUGAUUCUGUUUUUUUCUCAAUUUUUUUGUUCCCUACAGUAUAGUUUGUCGAUAAUUACAAGUUAUAUGUACAAUCCUAUCCCCCCCCCUUUUCUAAUUUUUGGCUCUUCUCAUUUAACACCUUGUAUUGCUGCUCUUUUUUUGGCGAUUGCGCAAUUUCUGAUGCGUUGCGUGUGUGCGUCGCGCGCUUGGAAACUUUAAGCGUUAUUUUGUUGUUAUUGUUGAUAAUAAUAGUGCUUAUUUAUUUAUAUAUAAUAUUAUAUUUUGCAGGCUCAAAGUCUCAACGGAUCAUCAUCCGGUGAACACAAUAAUUAUCCAAUAAAUAGUCUUCCACCACAUCACCAACCACAACAGCAUAACAUCGUGAGUGGCGGCGGAGGACAAGCAACAACAAUGGCAACUGGUGAUACGGGUCAUGCUGGGGUUAGUUUUUAAGGGGUUUUUUGGGCUGGGGUUUUAAAAAUUGGCUUAAAAUUUGUUUGUUGAAAAUACCAAAUCAGUUUUCGAGAAAAUAAUGAAUUUUCUCAUAGAAAAUUUAUGAAAUUUACAAAUUUUCAGUUUUCUAAUAAAAAUUUGAUAGCCAAAAAAGUUUUUUUUGAAUUUUUCAAUAAGAUCUUCUGAGAUUGAAACCAAACUUCCGGUCAAAAUUAUGAGAAAUGUCAUGCAGAUUUUAAAAGGUUUUUGAACCUUUAAGUAUUUUGUAUUUAAAAAAUUAUUUUUUGAGAAAAACCCCAAUUUUAUAUUUUUAAAACUCAACAAAUACUGAACUGUAGAAAUUUUGAAUACAAAAAAUAAUAAUAUCUCAGAGAUUCGCUGGCCAGCUCGCCACCAGGUGGGGAGGCUGGCUGACCUGGGAACCACAUGGAAACCAUGUCGCCCGGUUUUUUCGCUGGCAAGGUGGCCAGGCUCUGGCUAGGUCACGGCCACAUGGCUACCACGUGGUGGCCACUUCGCCUCGUGAAAAUGAAUUUUCAUGAAAAUGUCUGAAAAACUUGUGAAUCGAGGCAUUUUCGAAAAAUUUGGCUCAUUUUCUGUUUUUUCGCAGCACUUGAAACCUUAGGAAGUCAAAAAAACAGUAGAAAAUGCAGUGUUUUGAGUACAAACCACUGUCUUGCCAGCUUUCCAGAAUUUCAAACACACAGGCAACGUCGCCGGAAAACUCAAGGCGACCUGGCGGCCAUGCGGUUUCCAGGUGGCCGCAGCGAUCUGGUGGCGAGCUGGCCAGCGAAUCUCUGAGAUUAGCCGUCUCGAUUUUCAACAUCUCCAAUAUAAGUCUCUAAUUUUUUUCCAGAAUGUAACAUAUAUGCAAACGGGAAUGUUAAACGCGCCGGGUGUUUCCUCUCAUCAAUACUUAUCCACAAAUCAUCAAAUUCAACACCAUUCCACUCCAUCAACAUCGAUGUUGCAACAACAUCCGUCACAACAUCAAUUACUGCAGCAACAACAAAAUCUUAAUGGAAAUGGAUCGACGAUUAUGCGAUCUUCGCCAACAAAUGAUAUGAAUCAAUGUUUGCAGCCAGUAUCAGAAGAUUCGAUCGAUGGAACACUUCGAGAAUUUGCACCCGUUCAUCAUUUACAGCAUAUGCAUCAUAUUCAGCAGCAACAACAAUAUUCGAUGCAGCAAAUGGUUUGUUUUUUAUUGAUUAAUAAGUUUUUCAACUGUAUAAUUUAGCAGGGUCCACCUACGCCUUCAUAUCAACAAACACAACAGCAACAUUUACAACAUUUGCAGCAACAUAAUGUGAGUCAUUAUAUUUUUUUUUGGAAAAAAUAUGAAACAAUGCCGAAAGUACACUUGUUAUUGAUUAUUUUUAGAACUAGAAAUAUUUCGAAAUUUUGAACAAGGCAAGUUCACGUUGAAAAUGGUUUUUUUCAAUUAUCUUGAAAUUUUGAUAAAGUUACAGUAACUUGGUAUUUUCCCAGUAAACCAUUUCCAUUCUGAAAAAUUGAGGAGAUUUAUUUUUCUAUAAAUGCUCACCCAUUUUUUCUUGUCUUUUUCUCCCCUUAAAAAAAUCAGAGAACUCUAACAGAUUGAAUAAUUCGAUCACGUACGUGAACGUCACAAUUUCUAAUCAUUUAUGAUUUCAGCAAUAUCAACAAAACCCUGUAAUGUAUACACAACAAGCUCAACCACAAAACCAACAGCAGCAACUGCAGAAUCAACCUCAACAAACAACCUCAAUGCAACAUAUAAAUGAAUCAUCGAAUUUGUCAUCAGCUGGAAGUAUAUCAGAUCGAGAACCCGAACAAGGCGGAACACCAAAUCGACCCGUCGCACCACAAUCUUCAACAACAACCGAGAAAAAGGCGCGAAAACGACGGCGAAUCGGAGGAGAGGAUGGACAUGCGACACCGAAACAAGAGAGAAAAAUUACGGAAUUUAUCAAUAAACAACAUUCGCAAGCGUCGCCGAAGAGGUUUUUGUCAUCGAAUACGGGAAAUAUUCAACAGCAGCAGCCGCAGCAAUUUGCAACAGACUGGAAAUGUGUCAAAUGGCUCGAAUAGUUAUGGAGCUGGAGGAAAUGGAAAUGGGAGUGGAACAUCAAAUGAUCAUACGAGUAUUGCACAACAACAUGAUGUGGUAAGUCGGGUUAUUUAAAUUUUAUGAAUUUGGGAACCGAGAAUAAAUAAAUAAAUAAAUGCCAGAUUCCCAACAAAAUAAAAUAAAAACUUUCAGUAUUGGACAAUGACGAAUAAUCAUCGAGCAACACCGACUCCAACACAACAACAGCAACAUUAUUCAUCGUCGGAUUCAAAUUCGAACUCGAAUCAAUCGCCGCCUGGACAACGAAUGGUUCGAAUGAUUGAUGAAGAGACACAGACUGAAGCUGGAACUCAGGUGAGGGAUUUUUUGAGAAGGGUUUUUUUGGCUGGUUCCAUACCUCUGUUUUUGAAAAUUUCCGACCUUUUUUUCAUUUUCAGCUAUAUCAAAAUUUGAAAAUCUUUUAACGAAGCCUAAGCUCAAAAUUACUUAUUUUCGGGUAAAAGCGAGAGAUUUGAUGUUCUCCUCUAGAAAAUCCCAAAAGUUAAAUGUCGUGCUUUUUUAAUACAAAAAGCACGACAUUUCAUGGAUUUUCCUCUUAAAAACCUUCAAUUUUCGAAUUUUCACGUCAUAGAUAAAUUUAUACUAGUUUUUCCGGCUCAAAUUCUCAUUUCCAGCGAUUUUGCGUCAAAUUUUGACUCAAAUUCUAGUUUUUCAAAAACAAAAAAAAUACGUUUCAAAAUUUUGAUAUAAUUUUUUAUCAAAUAUUUUUUUCAAUGCAAAAAUCACAACAUUUCAUGGAUUUUUCCCCUAAAACUCUUCUAUUCUCGAAUUGCCACGUCAUAGAUGAAUAUAUACCAGUUUUUCAGCAAUUUUGACUCAAAUUCUAGUUUUUAAAAACAAAGAAAAAUACGUUUCAAAAUUUUGAUAUAAUUUUUAAUAAAAUAUUUUUUUCAAUGAGGUUUUUUUUCAUCUCUUAACAUUCUAUUUUUCCAGAGCAAUGCAUCAUCGGCAGACGAAAUAGCAAAACGCGAUCGAGUAAUCGAUGAUUUCCGACGACAAAUCGACGAAUUGCAAGCAAAAUUCUCAAAUGAAAGACGGAAAAAUGAGGCGAGCAAAGAGACAAUAAAACGAUUGUUGAUUGAGAAGAAUUUCAUCGAACGGAAAUCAUUGCGAGAUAAAACGACUGCAGAUACACCAAGAAUUGGAUGCUUCAAAACUAUGAGAACUGGCGACUCGUUUAGAGAUCAAUGGGUAUGUUUCUAUCAUUUAUCAUAUUUGUUUGUUAUAUUUUUCUAUGCCCAUUUUUUUGCAGACCGAUGGAUAUGCUUUUGAUGAAUUGGAAAAGAAACAACAAAACAUUACUGCUGAAAGAAAUGAGAUUGUAAAUGCUUCGGCUUUGUUGAAAAAACGAAAACCGUUGGGAAUCGGAAAAGAAGGAACGAAAAGAUCAGCAGCGAAUUCGUUGAAUUUGGAUGCGUCGACAAAUGGAAUGCAACCAUCAACAUCUUCGACUGCAAAUGGAGAUGAUGCGAUUUUCCGAAGACCAGAAGAACCAAAAGAAAUCAAUUAUCAAGAAUAUAUCGAGUUGGAUGAGAUCUAUAAACUUCGCCGUGAACAUUUGAAAAAAGAAGAAAUGGAUUUGCAAAUUGAAAGAGAGAAAUUAGAUCGAGAAAGACAAUUGCAUAUUCGAGAAUUGAAACGAGCAUCAAAUGAAUCGGCAUCGACUUAUAAAGAUCAUUCAUUGCUCAAUAAACGAUAUUUGAUGUUAUGUUUAUUGGGAAAAGGUGGAUUUAGUGAAGUAUGGAAAGCAUUUGAUAUUGAAGAAAAUCGAUAUGUCGCUUGUAAAAUUCAUCAUGUGAAUAAAGACUGGAAAGAGGAAAAGAAGGCGAAUUAUGUGAAACAUGCGAUGCGCGAAAAAGAUAUUCACAAAUCAUUGGAUCAUUGUCGAAUCGUCAAAUUGUACGAUUUGUUUACCAUUGACAAUCACUCAUUUUGCACAGUUUUGGAAUAUUGUCCGGGAAAUGAUUUGGACUUUUAUCUCAAGCAAAACAAGCAGAUUAGCGAAAAAGAGGCGAGAAGUAUUAUUAUGCAAGUUGUGUCUGCUCUUGUAUAUUUGAAUGAGAAAAAAGAUCCGAUUAUUCAUUAUGAUUUGAAGCCGGCAAAUAUUUUGUUGGAAUCUGGAAAUGCGUGUGGUGCUAUUAAGGUAUGUUUUUUGUGAUUUUUCAUCAUAUUUUCAAUAGUUUGCCCUGUCAUAACUCUUUUUUUUUCAAAUUUAACAGCAAUCUUUUUCCUCCUCAUCUGAAAUUUGAAGCCGGAAAUUUAGAAAAUAACUACUAAAAUCAAUUUGCCACGUCAUAGCUCAAAUCCGUCUAUAAACUUUUGUUGUUGAAUUUUUUUUUCAAAAUUUGAAGAAUUUCUAAUUCUACUGAAGAUAUUCUUCUUCAAUUUGAGAAAAAAACAUCAUAUUUUGAAUAUUAAACAUUUUUUCAACAAUUUCAUUUUUCCAGAUAACCGAUUUUGGUCUCUCAAAAAUCAUGGAAGGUUCCGAAGCCGACAAUGAUCACGAUGGAAUCGAGCUAACCUCUCAAUUCGCCGGAACCUAUUGGUAUUUGCCACCCGAAACCUUCAUCGUUCCACCACCCAAAAUCACGUGUAAAGUUGAUGUUUGGAGCAUUGGUGUCAUAUUCUAUCAAUGCAUUUAUGGCAAAAAACCGUUUGGCAACGAAUUGACGCAGCAAAAGAUUUUGGAAUAUAACACGAUUAUUAAUGCGCGCGAAGUGUCGUUCCCGGCAAAACCACCGGUUUCACCAGUUGCUCAAGACUUCAUACGAAGAUGUUUGCAAUACAAAAAAGAGGAACGUGCUGAUGUUUUUGAACUCGCAAAGCACGAACUUUUUAGACCAAGAGGAGCUGUAAGUUUUUUUGGGAGGAAAUAGUUUUGAAAAAAAAUUAGAAUCAGAUUUUUGUCAGAAAUAAAUUGAAACUAAACCUUUCUUAAAUUUUUGAAUAUCAAAAUAAUUAUCCGAUCCCCUUUAUUUUAUUUGAGGGUCUUUUUUGUCGAAAUCUUGGAAAUUUUAUAUUUUCAUGCAUUGCUCAGGUUAUGCCUAGAUUUAUUCCAAAGCUCUAAAAUUGAAUUUUUCUUUUCUCAUUUGAAAUUGAAAUUUGAAGCAUUGCUCAUACUAGUUUUUUCCCUCAAAAAUAAGCUUUUCAUUUUUUCAGACUCGAUCUUCUGCUGCUGGCUCGAUAAAUUCUCCAAGUAUUCCACGAAGUCCAUCAGUAAAUCGCGAAGAUGAUGCCUAA
Messenger RNA from Caenorhabditis angaria, 11705 nucleotides. Lineage: Eukaryota; Metazoa; Nematoda; Chromadorea; Rhabditida; Rhabditidae. The record is from the annotation of a GenBank genome assembly.